This is a messenger RNA of Mangifera indica (mango), 3001 nucleotides long. Its product is annotated as RNA-binding protein 28. The coding region runs from base 28 to 2847 and encodes 939 amino acids. The record is from RefSeq and is a predicted model, not a curated record. Gene Ontology annotation, molecular function: RNA binding. The transcript has 18 exons. NCBI's taxonomy places the organism in Eukaryota, Viridiplantae, Streptophyta, Magnoliopsida, Sapindales, Anacardiaceae.
UUCGCUUCUGGUUUUCCAAACUCAAGGAUGGGAAAGAACAAGAAAAACAAAGAAGGAGGCGAAAAGAGCGAACACAGUGCUUCCACUGUGUUUGUGAACAACUUUCCUUAUUCCUUUACCAAUUCUCAGCUAGAAGAGACGUUCAGUGAUGUUGGACCAAUCAGGAGAUGCUUUAUGGUUACAAAGAAAGGGUCAAAUGAACACCGAGGAUUUGGUUAUGUUCAAUUUGCCGUUAUGGAGGAUGCUAACCGUGCCAUUGAGAUGAAGAAUGGUUCAUCUGUUGGAGGUCGUAAAAUUGGAGUUAAACAUGCCAUGCAUCGUGCUCCAUUGGAGCAACGCCGCUCAAAGGCAGCUCAAGUUAUUCAGUCAGAUGAUAUGGUGGAUACAAAGACAGAUAAGGAUAGUUCAACCUCUGAGGCAGAGAAGCAUUCUUCAAACUUGAUGGAUUCAGGCAAAAGCAUGAGACCUAGAAAAGCAGCAAAACUUUCUAUUGACCUAGCAGAUAAGGAGAACUGUUCAGAGAAGCAGAGGGUUGCUAGGACUGUUGUAUUAGGGGGUCUUCUUAACAGUGAUAUGGCAGAGGCUGUCCACCAUCUUGCCAGAAGUGUUGACACUGUUUGUUCUAUAACUUAUCCUCUUCCAAAGGAAGAACUUGAACAAAACGGUCUUGCACAAGAUGGAUGCAGAAUGGAUGCUUCAGCAGUACUUUAUAUGAGUGUUAAAUCAGCUUGUGCAUCUGUUUCCAAGUUACACCAAAAAAAGAUAGAGGGAGGAGUUGUUUGGGCACGUCAGCUUGGUGGAGAGGGCUCCAAGACUCAGAAGUGGAAAAUUAUUGUUAGAAAUAUCCCUUUUAAGGCUAAAGUGAAUGAGAUCAGAGAAAAGUUUUCAUCAGUAGGGUUUGUCUGGGAUGUUUUUAUUCCUCAAAAUCCUAAGACUGGGUUAUCUAAGGGUUUUGCAUUUGUGAAAUUCACAUGUAAACAGGAUGCCGAAAGUGCCAUUCAAAAGUUCAAUGGGCAAAUGUUUGGUAAAAGACCAAUAGCUGUUGACUGGGCUGUUCCAAAGAAAAUAUACAGUAGUGGUGCAGUUACUGUUGCAUCUGAAGAUGGGCAACAGAAUGGAGGAGUUGAGGAUAGUGACACUGGUAGUGAUGAUGAUUUGGAGGAUGAUGAUUUGAAUUCAUCACAGAAAGAAGACAGGCCUUCUGAAGUUGAUUUUGAUGAGGAAGCAGAUAUUCUAAAGAAAGUACUUCAGAAGAUCACUUCAUCAUCUGCAGUCUCUGUUCCUUCAGUUGGUGAUGAUUCUUCGCUACCUGAGGAAAAUGAGGAGCCGGACUCUGAUGAGCAUAUUCAUGUGUCAAGUAAGUUAUCAAAUGAGUUGAAAAAGGUAUCAGAGGUAUCUGAACCUGAAAACUCGGGCAAAAGCGAAUCAAAAACUGUUAAACAGACAGAUGGGGAAGAUGAUUUACAGAGAACAAUUUUCAUAAGCAACCUUCCUUUUGAUAUUGAAAAUGAAGAAGUGAAACAAAGGUUUUUGGCAUUUGGGGAAGUGCAAUCUUUUGUCCCAGUUCUUCAUCAAGUCACUAAGCGACCAAGGGGGACUGGUUUUCUCAAGUUUAAAACAAUAGAUGCUGCUACUGCUGCAGUUUCAGCAGCAAAUGCCGAUUCUGGCGUGGGAAUUUUUCUUAAAGGCAGACAGCUGACUGUACUGAAAGCUUUAGAUAAGAAAUCAGCUCAUGAUAAACAGUUGGAGAAGACCAAAAGUGAGGAUCAUGACCACCGGAAUCUUUACCUGGCAAAAGAAGGCUUAAUCCUUGAGGGGACUCCAGCUGCUGAAGGUGUCUCAGCUAGUGAUAUGUCAAAACGGCAAAAGUUGCACGAGAAAAAGAUGACUAAGCUUCAAUCUCCUAAUUUUCAUGCUUCAAGGACAAGACUGGUUAUAUACAAUUUGCCAAAGUCAAUGACUGAAAAAGUACUUAAAAAACUUUUUAUUGAGGCUGUUAUCUCACGAGCUACAAAGCAAAAACCUACAAUUCAACAGCUUAAGUUCUUGAAAAAUAUGAAGAAGGGAAUGGUCGAUACAAAGAAUUACUCACGAGGAGUUGCUUUUGUUGAGUUCACUGAGCAUCAACAUGCACUUGUGGCUUUGAGGGUUCUUAAUAAUAAUCCAGAAACUUUUGGUCCUGAACACCGUCCAAUUGUGGAGUUUGCUGUUGAUAAUGUUCAAACAUUGAAGCUACGGAAAGCUAAGAUACUAGGUCAACAACAGCAAAAUAAUGAGUCAUACUCUGUGGAUGGCAACCCAAAAAAGAUGGAGACAUCUAGAAAACGGAAAUCUAAUUUUGACAAUGGAGCAGUGAAGGAUUCAAACCACGGUGAAGAGGAUGAAGUGGCUAAUUGCAUUCCUCAUGAAUCUGCUACUGGAAAGCAUAGAGCUCACAAGAAUCGAAAACACAAUCCAGGUAGUGGUAAGGCAGAAGUUCCUUUGAGAGAGAACUUGGGAGGGAAGACAACAGGCUCAAAAAGGAAACAAAAUGAUCGACAUGAUGGCAGAAAGCUUGAUGCUGGAAAUUCAGACAAAGGUCAAAUGAUAGGAAAUGAUCCUUCCGAGAAAGCAAAUUUCCGCCAAGGUAAGAGGAAGCUGGAAGACCAAACUGAAAGACACAAAAGAGAUAAAUCAAUGAAACAAAAAAGACCAAAAAAGAGUAAAGAUCCGCCGGGGCGAGAUGUAGUAGAUAAACUUGACAUGCUGAUCGAACGAUACAGGUCAAAGUUUUCACAGCAGAGUUCUAAAAAAUCUGAUGGUGAUAAGCAAGGUUCAAAGCAACUUAGAAGAUGGUUCCAGUCAUAAUUUCAAAUAGGUUUUGUUGAUUCGAAUUUUGUUCUGAGUUUUGAAUUGAAAAUUUUUGAGAAGUUGAAUCCUAUAGCCUGUUGUAUGUUGAUUGUACUAAUCUCUUGUUAUCUAACAUAUAUGGGAUUUAAGGUCUUGCAAAGACAUUUUAUCA